Molecule: messenger RNA, 980 nt
Organism: Stylophora pistillata
Lineage: Eukaryota; Metazoa; Cnidaria; Anthozoa; Scleractinia; Pocilloporidae
Product: leucine-rich repeat-containing protein 75B
Source: RefSeq, a predicted model, not a curated record
UUUUCAGUAGAAAUGGAAUAUCAGAUAUGAAAAUUUCCACAAUGUUUUGCUGCUCAUCGAACUCAGCUCAUGAUAAACUCCAGCCUUACCAGCUGCGCGCUCUCUACGUAAGACAAAUUGCUCGGCUCUCUCAAAAAGGAAUAUUUGGACAAGCGAUAAAUGUAUUUAAAGAGAUUUCAAAAAAUAUCGGGGUAAGUUCAAAGACUAAAAGGCUCUGUAAUCUGGCCGUCUCGGAUCUCCUGAGUGCUAAUGAAUUCCUUGUUGAUCGAGACGCACAUCGGUACUUACAAAGACUUCAGGAGGCACUUCGCUAUAGAAAUGAGCGCCAAAUCGGCCAGUUAUGCAAACUGCUCCUCAAACAUUUUGACUUUGACCCAACAAGUGACGUCAUGGAUGACCUUGAAAAGGCCAACAAAGAAACAUUAUCGAAAUCAGACUUGUCCGUCAUCAGCAUAUAUGGCUUGGACUUGUCAAAGAGGAAAAACAUGAAGAAGCUCACGGAACUUUUGUGCAGAUGUCCUAAGAUUAAGAAGAUAGAGCUGGUAUUCUGCUCGCUAGACAAUGUUAAUGCUUUUAAGCUGAUCGACGUGACUAUGACACUGAAAUCUCUCUAUUUCAUCGGUUUACGUGGCAAUCAAAUUGAUAUGAAGGCUGUGUUAAAGUUUUUCACUUUGUUAAAAGAUCCAAAUUACUUUCCCAAUCUAUUGUGGGUGGACCUACGAAACAAUGACGGAAUUAUUACUAUUCCUAGCCAGUUUGUUCAGCUCCUUAUGGAGCGAAGAAAAAAACACAUAGCUUCGAAAAACACUGACGAGGAAAAAACAUCUUUUAGUGUUCAAGAUGCCAUGAAUGGAAAAGUAGUCUGAGUUUAAAUUACCUCGAGAAAUUGUCUUUGGUCGUCCAAUAUGAUGUUGUAUUCCUGUAAUGAAAAUAGUUUGUAGAAAGACACUGAAUUAGAUUUAUAACAUAACCAAAGUAAA